GGGGUCCUUUUACGUCACACAAACAACGCCAGUUAGCUUGUAGCUAUUAUACAUGCUGCGGUUAUUUGACCGGUGAUUGAGGAAUAUUUUAACGUUGGAUGUGCCUAAGCCCAGAUUGCAUUGAACUUUUUGUGACCGAUCUCAUAUGGAUAAUUGAAAGUGGUGAAUUACGGUCUUAAUGAACAUGUGGAGCUCAGGCCGCCGUGUCCUUCAGGAUCUGUUCAGUCAGCCGGCUGUCAGGAGUUUCUCUCGGAGUCCUGCUCAGAAUACAGUUGUGGUGGAGCGCUGGUGGCAGGUACCCUUAUCUAAAGUAGGCAGUCCGCCAAGGCUUCACCCUCGAAGACACAGAAUCUACAAGUUGGUUGAAGACAUCAAACAUGCUCCCAAGGAGAAGAUGGAGCUCAUCCUGACUCAGACAGUACCCAAGCUUGGUGGACGAGGAGAUACUGUGUUUGUGAAAAAGUCUGUCGGCAGAAAUAAGCUGUUGCUCCAAGGCCUCGCAGUGUAUCCAUCGCCGGAGAACAAACAGAUGUUUGCUGAGGAGUUAAGACUUCUGCGUGAGGGGAAGCCAGAGGAAAGAAUCCAAACCCGCACUGGACAAUUGACAGUUGAGCUCCUUAAACGCUCCAAGUUAAAGAUAAUUAAAAUGCCCUCGGAUGAAUUCCAGCUCACUAAAGAGGUUGUCUGCAGGCAGUUUCAAAAGAAGCUGGGAGUUGUUGUGCCACUUCAUGCACUGAAUCUCCCGUUUGAGUCAGUCAAGGACUCCGGUGACUACUGGUGUGAAGUUACGGUUAAUGGAAUGGACACAGUUCGCAUCCCAAUUUCACUGGUGCCAUAUGAAGACCCGUCUGCAAGUUAUCAGCGACAGUUGAAAACACAAAUGCAGCAGCCACAGGCGACCACAGACGUCUCAGAACCUGCUGCUGAGGAGGAGGUUGCUGCUGCUGAUGGGGAAGCUGCUGAGGAGGAGGUUGCUGCUGCUGAGGAGGAGGUUGCUGCUGCUGAGGAGGAGGUUGCUGCUGCUGAGGAGGAGGUUGCUGCUGCUGAUGGGGAAGCUGCUGUGAAGGCCGUUUCUGAUGCUACAGUGGAAGCUGAAGCAGGUAAAGACUCUGGGAGUCAAGUUAGUGAAGCUGCAGCCUUAGGAGUCUCUGCUGAUCAAGAUGAAACUGCAGCAAGUACACAGAUGAGUCAAGACACAACAGCACCACCAAGUGACAGCCCGAAAAAAGAUGACUCCAAAUGAAGAUGUGCAUAAAACUGCAAUAAAUAUGGUUUGGCUAUAAUAUACAUUAUACUUGCA
This is a messenger RNA of Perca flavescens (yellow perch), 1300 nucleotides long. RefSeq names its product mitochondrial ribosomal protein L9 (gene mrpl9). The transcript has 7 exons. Gene Ontology annotation, cellular component: ribosome. NCBI's taxonomy places the organism in Eukaryota, Metazoa, Chordata, Actinopteri, Perciformes, Percidae. The record is from RefSeq and is a predicted model, not a curated record. Gene Ontology annotation, molecular function: structural constituent of ribosome. Gene Ontology annotation, biological process: translation. The coding region runs from base 179 to 1243 and encodes 354 amino acids.